Messenger RNA from Xiphophorus hellerii (green swordtail), 1847 nucleotides. RefSeq names its product neurofilament light polypeptide-like. The transcript has 2 exons. The record is from RefSeq and is a predicted model, not a curated record. Lineage: Eukaryota; Metazoa; Chordata; Actinopteri; Cyprinodontiformes; Poeciliidae. Bases 405 to 1661 code for a protein of 418 amino acids.
CACUUACUGAAUGCUGAAACACCUAUUUAUUGAUAUUUUAACAAUUGAAUUGGUUUUUAUCAAUACGAUCUGGCACAACAGGCCAUUUAUGAACAUUCAGAGUUUGACGCCCCUGAUAUAUGGGAUAAAAACAAGUGAAUCAUGGACUAUUUUGAAUGUAAACAAGAAUAAAGAGUGAGAUAUUUGGUGGUGGAAUGAUGUCACACCACUAGCAAAAGAAGAUUCUGUGAUGUCACUGGCGAUGCAGUCUGUGAUGUCAUCAACUGCAGAAUUGUAAGCAACACAAUUCUGCAUAUUUUUCAUUGCUUGCAAUAUCUCUGACCAGUUCAGACGCAAAGCUCUUUCAGCUCGACCACUCAGGUAGUUUAACAAUCAACGAUUUUAGUGAUUGUAUUUAGGAGAAAAUGUCUUAUCAUACGCCGAGAUACCAAAGUGGAAUGAUGGCACCAAACGCGAGAAGGGGAGUCCAGCAAAACCCCCAAGCCAGGUUCCCUCCUGCACACCCGAAUAUCUUACACCCCCAAGCCAGGUUCCCUCCUGCACAUCCAAAUGCCUUACCCGGGGAAAUCCAAAGACUCAGCUCCCUUCUGGAAAUGGAGAGCGCCGGAAGAUUUGAAGACAACCAGAAACUGGCCCACCUGGAGGCAGAACUGGAAGAGACGAAACUCCAGUUAAAAAGGCAGAAAGGUCUCAAAGAAAUGUUUAUCAACCAGGCCAAAGAAGCAAAGAGGGAACUUGAGAGAGUACAGAAGUUCAGUGACCCAGCAGUCCUUAAUGCUGCGGUCAUUGCUUCCAAGGUUCACAAUGAUGUGAAAUACAAGAAGAAGAAGCCCUUGCAGCAGGACUUUGUGGAAUUGAAGGUGGCCCACAUUCUCAGCCAGGAAGCAUUUAUAGCUGAAAUACAGGCGGAGAGAGAGAAAAGUCUGGCCCUCCAAAAAGAACUGGAAGAACUCCAGACUUCCCACGAGGAACUGCAAUCCAAGUAUGAAGCAGACGUUGCUCGGCUGAGGCAGGAGGCCGAGACACAAAAGCUUUAUGAAGUGAGGCUUAGUGAGGAACUUGAUCACGUUCGUGUUUCAUACGAGGAGUUAAAAAGUAGGUAUGAAACAGACAUUAUGGAAUUACAGAGUGCCCAGGCUGAGUUGGAGAAAGUUAACACUUUGUACCAGGAACUACAUUGUCGGUAUGAAACAGAUGUCACUUCUCUCAAACAACAAGCAGAGAAAUACCAGCAAGAGACAAGUUGUUUAAAAAAUGAUAUGCAAAGAGCAGUAGAGGAUCUACUGCUGCCUGACACUAUGAGAGCUGAGACAGAAUUUUUCCAACCAAAACCCAUCACAGUUUUCCAAGAGAAGGAGGAAGACUUGCAGAGCCAGGUCGACCUGGGUAAAGUUUUAAGCCAAGAGGUUUCUUCGGAGGAGGAACUCUCCGGAGAAACCUUAUCAGGUUGCUCCUCGGAUCCAGAAUCCACGGAAGAGACUGAGAUCUCUGGAGAAACCAUCCUGGAGGAUUUGGAAAAUCCAGAUAUUGAAGCCAUGCAGGAUGGUAAAAAAAAGAAAUAUAAAUUUUCGAUUUGGAAAAAAAUACAAAAAACUCUGCGAUUGAAGAAGCCAAAAAAAACCCAAAAGAGUGAAGAACCCCAAAAUCAAGAACAUGUCUAAUGUUCUUGAUUUUGAUAUUUAGAGGAGAAAGACAUGCAAGAGAGGAACCAAGGACCGGAAUCAAACGCAUGGAGGUCGUACCCUCUGUGUACGGGGCGCCAUGCGACACUCCAUCAAAAUUAAAUUUAAAAUGUUAAAAUUUGUAUCCCCCAUUGACAUACUAGAAAAUAGAUCCCUUCCCAACCC